This is a messenger RNA of Dichotomopilus funicola, 843 nucleotides long. RefSeq names its product S-adenosyl-L-methionine-dependent methyltransferase. Gene Ontology annotation, biological process: rRNA (guanine-N7)-methylation. NCBI's taxonomy places the organism in Eukaryota, Fungi, Ascomycota, Sordariomycetes, Sordariales, Chaetomiaceae. The transcript has 2 exons. Gene Ontology annotation, molecular function: rRNA (guanine) methyltransferase activity. The record is from RefSeq and is a predicted model, not a curated record. Bases 1 to 843 code for a protein of 280 amino acids. Gene Ontology annotation, cellular component: nucleolus.
AUGUCGCGCCCCGAGGAUACCCUCGCGGCCGAUGUCCACUACGACGAUGUCGAAGCUCGGAAGUACACGACAAAUUCCCGUAUCCAAAAUAUUCAAGCUUCCAUGACCCAGCGGGCACUCGAGCUUCUCGACCUCAAAACGCCGAGUCUGAUCCUCGACAUCGGCUGUGGCAGUGGUCUGUCGGGAGAAAUCCUCUCGUCGAUUCCCGAGGAGGAGGGUGGGCCACAUGUGUGGGUGGGCAUGGACGUGAGCGCAUCAAUGCUGGACGUGGCGCUCCAGCGGGACGUAGAAGGGGACCUUCUCUUGGCAGACAUUGGACAGGGCGUGCCGUUCCGCGCCGGCGCGUUCGACGCUGCCAUCAGUAUUAGCGCCAUCCAGUGGUUGUGCAACGCUGAGAACAGCGAAACCUCACCGGCCGGUCGACUCUCGCGCUUCUUCAACGGGCUCUAUGCGUCGCUUAAACGUGGUGGCAUGGCUGUGUGCCAGUUCUACCCAAAGAACGACGUCCAGAAGCAGAUGAUCACUUCUGCCGCCGUGAAGGCCGGUUUUGGCGCCGGCUUGUUAGAGGACGACCCGGAGACGAAGAAUGUCAAGGUUUACCUUGUCCUCACCGUUGGGAGCAGCGCGAUGGCUGGCAAGGGUGGCGACAUUACCGGUGUGGUCGACGGCAUGGAUAACGUGGAUGUGAUGGACCAUCGCAAGAAAGGCAAAACCGGCAGGGGCGACAUCAAGAAGGGCAGCAAAGCUUGGAUCAUCAAGAAAAAGGAGCAGAUGGAACGGAAGGGCAAGAUCGUCAAGUCGACCUCCAAGUACACGGGGCGGAAGCGGCGUAUUCAGUUUUGA